Engraulis encrasicolus (European anchovy) is the source of this 3854-nucleotide messenger RNA. RefSeq names its product solute carrier family 11 member 2 (gene slc11a2). Gene Ontology annotation, cellular component: plasma membrane. The record is from RefSeq and is a predicted model, not a curated record. Bases 465 to 2276 code for a protein of 603 amino acids. The transcript has 17 exons. NCBI's taxonomy places the organism in Eukaryota, Metazoa, Chordata, Actinopteri, Clupeiformes, Engraulidae. Gene Ontology annotation, molecular function: cadmium ion transmembrane transporter activity; iron ion transmembrane transporter activity; manganese ion transmembrane transporter activity. Gene Ontology annotation, biological process: metal ion transport.
GAGUAUUAAGAUCUGCCGGGUGGGACUGUGUGAGGAGGGUAGGUUUUGCGACCCGAUACCUCUGGAGCCGGUCGGAGCCCUACAGGAAUUGGGUCAAGGUUUCCUGGCACCAAGCCUUCAUUUUGUUUCCUCAUGUGGCGUGCACAGAGUGGGAGGAGUUUUGAUUGUUCAUAGCGGCGUUCUGGUUGGCUGGUUUUCACGCGGGGGAAGUGCAGGUGGGAUUUUCUCAAAGGUGCACUUGCUGUCUUUUUUUUUCCAUCACCCCUCCUCCUUUCUUUCACUCUUUCUCCUUGGUCUCGUGCCUCUCGACUCUUCUUCUUUUUCUCUGUCUUUUUCUUUCUCCUCCGGCUUUUUGCGCUGGUUUUCUCUCUCUACCUAGUCAUUCAGUCUUCACUAGGAAGAAAUUCCUGAAACAUUCUCGUCAGCCUUUGAAAGAGGAUUGUCUGGGCUUUCUUCCUGGAAGCAUGAACAAGCCAGAGGAACUGGUUAUGACGGCCGGCCAUUGGAAUAGCAAUGGUCAGCCGUCAGCUCCGCUAGACCCCCCCUCUGCUGCCGCUGCUGUCACCCCCGCUGCCCCCCAGCUCGCCUCCCUCAUGAAGACGGACGGGGAGCCCGACCUCCAGCAAGAUGACCCUCAGGAGAAUGGGGUCAUCCAGCGUACGGAGUACAGCAGCAUCUCUCCGCCUGGCUCCCCUGUGGUGCAGGAUGAGCCCUUCUCCACCUACUUUGAGGAGAAGGUUCCCAUCCCAGAGGAUGCCGGCGAGCUCUUCAGCUUCCGGAAGCUGUGGGCCUUCACCGGGCCGGGCUUCCUGAUGAGCAUAGCCUACCUGGACCCAGGCAACAUCGAGUCAGACCUGCAGUCCGGAGCUAAAGCUGGCUUUAAGCUCCUGUGGGUUCUUCUGGGGGCCACUAUCAUUGGGCUGCUGCUUCAGCGCUUGGCGGCCCGUCUGGGUGUCGUGACAGGAAUGCACCUGGCUGAAGUCUGCAACCGGCAGUACCCAACAGUGCCGCGCAUCAUCCUGUGGCUGAUGGUGGAGAUGGCCAUUAUUGGUUCAGACAUGCAGGAGGUCAUUGGCUGUGCCAUCGCUUUCAACCUGCUCUCCGUUGGCCGCAUACCCUUGUGGGGUGGAGUUCUGAUUACCAUCAUUGACACCUUCAUGUUCCUCUUCCUCGACAAAUAUGGUUUGAGGAAACUCGAGGCGUUUUUCGGUGUUCUCAUCACCGUCAUGGCCAUCAGCUUUGGAUAUGAGUAUGUGGCGGUGGCUCCUGACCAGGGCGAGCUGCUGAAGGGCAUGUUCAUCCCCUACUGCGCCGGCUGCGGGCCCACGCAGCUUGAACAGGCCGUGGGCAUCGUAGGAGCCGUCAUCAUGCCUCACAACAUCUACCUGCACUCAGCACUCGUGAAGUCGAGAGAGGUGGAUCGUAACAACAAGAAAGAAGUGAAGGAGGCCAACAAGUACUUCUUCAUCGAGUCAACCAUCGCUCUCUUCGUCUCCUUCCUCAUCAACGUGUUUGUGGUGGCUGUUUUUGCACAGGCAUUUUAUGGCAGAACAAACAUUGAAGUGGCCCUUCAGUGUAACGAGACAGGGAGUCCACACACAGACCUGUUCCCCAUGAACAACGAGACUCUACAGGUGGACAUCUACAAAGGGGGAGUGGUCCUGGGCUGCUUCUUUGGGCCGGCUGCCUUGUACAUCUGGGCCAUUGGCAUCCUCGCUGCCGGCCAGAGCUCCACCAUGACUGGCACCUACUCAGGACAGUUUGUCAUGGAGGGUUUCCUGAACCUGACCUGGUCUCGUUUCGCCCGUGUGCUGCUGACGCGCUCCAUUGCCAUCGUCCCCACGCUGCUGGUGGCCAUCUUCCAGGACGUGCACCGCCUGACCGGCAUGAACGACUUCCUCAACGUGCUGCAGAGCAUGCAGCUGCCGUUUGCAUUGAUUCCCAUCCUGACCUUCACCAGCCUCCACUCCAUCAUGAACGACUUUGCCAACGGACUGGUGUGGAAGAUCGGUGGGGGUGUGGUCAUCCUGGUGGUGUGUGCCAUCAACAUGUACUUCGUGAUCGUGUACGUGACGGCUCUGGACAGCGUGGCCCUCUACGUGAUGUCGGCCCUCCUCUCCAUCGCCUACCUGAGCUUCGUGGGAUACCUGGCAUGGCUGUGUCUGAUUGCUCUGGGAGCGUCGUGUCUGGACUGCGGCAGCAGGAUGGGGUUGUCUGGACACACGGACAUCUACUUGCUGAACGACAUGGACACAAAUGAGCUGGUGGAGAGGUAGAGGGACCAGGUAAAGGCUCUGGGACAGGAGGUGAAGAAGCCUAUAAAGGGUUAAUAUGGCUGUUUCGCAGCGCCUGUUUGCUUGAACAUGGACUGAAUGGUGGGACCAGAACCACCACUGCCCUAGGCCAGUAUGCAAUACUUUAUCCACAUACGUGCCAAAAAAAAAACCCACAACAAAGCCUAAGUGACCUUACAUGUUUUGAAGUAGUGGAUAUUCUCUCUUCCAUAGUUUAGAACAUUCCGGAAGUUGGGGAACGGCAGUUUUGACUGUAAACUGUUGAUUUUUGUUGUUUCUUCUUCUUGAUCCGUCACAUACUCCAGUGCAUGGAGCCAUUCCAAGACAUUACAACUAAUUGCACCUCUACUUGGGAAACAUACACUAACAUGUUAGGAUAUUAAAAUUCAACGUACACCAACAUGUUAGGUUAUUACAAUUCAACAAAGCUGUUUUGGCUUCUAUUAAAUAGGAGACCAUUUCCAGUAACCAUUUUUCGCAGGGUCAAACCAACAAAUAGCUCUUAAUCUCAGGAUCAACAACUGUAAUAAGACGUACAGUUAGUUUAGUUGACACGAGAUUCCUUAAGCGCAGCCUCUGUGUUUUCAACACAAAGAAUAUUGGUGCAUAACUGAAGUUACCAUGAUGUGUUUACUAUAACGCCUUUUGAUUUUUCACUACAUGAUAACACUUGAAAUACAAGAAAACUUGUAGGUCUUGUCAGAGGUUGGUCUAUAGGUCCCAGAGUUCACAUAUUUUCCUUCCUGAUUUAUUUGUUUUUUGUUACAGUAGUCAUAGAGGAGUUGACAUUGGAGAAUUAAGUGAUGAAAGCAUUCUUGUCGUUGUCCCUAAGUGCAUGUUUGUCCUGUGCCUCAAAAUCUAUGCCUCAUGUGUAGGAGCAGUGUUGUAGCAAUAGAAUUAAUCUUAUAAUGAGACAUGCAGACUUGAGUUACUGGAAAAUAAGUUAUUUAUUUAUUACACAUCCAGGAUGUAGUACUUAUAUUUAAAUAAUGUAAUACUCAUGAAAAAGCUGCAAGUAUCUAUACUACAGCAUGGUCUGUAGAAGGGAUGGACAUUUCUAUUUCAAAAAGACUCCUGGUCAUUGACGUCUUUGCUCAUGAAUCACUUUCAAUGUGACAGAUGUAAUGUCCCUGUGGCUUAAGAUGUCACUGGUGACUACUAGGGCAUUUAACACCAAUUACACUGUGACACAGUAUUAAACUUUAACCUGGACUGCAGGAUAAAGGGACUAUUCAUGGGUGCGAUAAUGUAAUUUAAGUAAAAUUACCGUACUUUACAUCAAUGGGUGUACUGUCAUAACAACAAGGGACUAGAUUAAAUUCCAUGUCAUAAUCUGUACACCGUACAUUUCAGGACUUACCAUUUAUAAUUUUCUUGUUUUGAAUUGAAAGGAGUUGUAUUUGUUAUUUUAAAAUCACAACAGUGAUAAAUUGUUUAUGUACAUUGUGUUUCCCUCUCCAAACCAUGAACCAAAGAGUUCCAUUCUCCGAAUACUUUGAGAAUAUAAUUUUUUAGUUCUUUUUUUCUAAAUGCAAAAAAUAAAUCAUGCCAAACAAACAA